AUGCGAUCGUGGCCGUUGGUGACUUGUGCGCUGAGUGUGCUCAACGUCGUUGCAUCUGCCGCAGAUGCGCGCCUGUCCGAAUACUCUAUGCUUCACAGAGUGCUCGACCACACUGACGCCUCGUCCAUGUCUGGUCCAUGGUCUCCCCGCGCUCUGAUUCAAGUGCCCGCGACGCUCGAAGCGGGCCCUCAGGUCAAGUACCAGGGCGUUGAUGAUCAUCUGGCUAUCGAGGAAGCGUCCUCAAAUGCCUUGUACCAGGUCAAGAUUGUUCCCGGAAAUGUGUUCGAAUUGCCGAACGAUGAGUAUGAAAAAGCUCUAUCAGACGACGGCUUUGUAUCUUAUACGAAGCUCUGCCAAUUGCAAGUGCAGCAGGAAGGAGCAUCACUUCCAGAUGCUCUCAAGCUGCAUAUGAUGCGCAUUCCGUCAGAUGCAGGAACAAAGCUAGCUAUCGCUGGUGUCGUAUACGCCGUGGAACAAGAUGCCGACAUGGACUUGAACGCAUGUCCCGUUUUUGCCAACAAAGGUAUGCCUGCGAUAUAUGCCAGGUCUUUCAAUACUGAGCUUCGUCUCAUGUUACCAGAGACGUUGUCAGGCUAUGUUCACAUACCGAGCACGAAUGAAACUACUCAGUCCGCGGGAAAGGACGGAAAAGGAUCAAAGAAUACUCGUGAGCAGCCAAAGAAUCUGGUCGAAUUCCUUCAGCGAUACUGGAUUUACCUGCUGCCCCUAUUGAUCCUGUUUGCCAUGCCAGCCGCGGAAGAGCCGCCAGCUCCACCGUCCUCUGACAAAAAUACCGGGCGUCGUCAGCAGGGCAGAGUACAGCCAGGACCUGCUGCUAAAGCCGCUAGCUCUGGCAUGCGCCAUUAA
This is a messenger RNA of Malassezia restricta, 867 nucleotides long. RefSeq lists its product as uncharacterized. The transcript has a single exon. Lineage: Eukaryota; Fungi; Basidiomycota; Malasseziomycetes; Malasseziales; Malasseziaceae. Bases 1 to 867 code for a protein of 288 amino acids. The record is from RefSeq and is a predicted model, not a curated record.